Gymnogyps californianus (California condor) is the source of this 1540-nucleotide messenger RNA. RefSeq names its product tribbles pseudokinase 1 (gene TRIB1). Gene Ontology annotation, biological process: protein phosphorylation; positive regulation of proteasomal ubiquitin-dependent protein catabolic process; regulation of MAP kinase activity. The transcript has 3 exons. Gene Ontology annotation, molecular function: ATP binding; protein kinase activity; mitogen-activated protein kinase kinase binding. Gene Ontology annotation, cellular component: nucleus. Bases 74 to 1138 code for a protein of 354 amino acids. Lineage: Eukaryota; Metazoa; Chordata; Aves; Accipitriformes; Cathartidae. The record is from RefSeq and is a predicted model, not a curated record.
GCGGGGAGAGCGAAGGGAUGCGCCAAGCGCGCACCGCCCGCCUCUAACUCCGCGCCCGCUCCCGCUCCCCUCCAUGAGCCGCCCCGCGUCCCUGCUGCCGGCCGCCCGCUGCCGCAGCGCUCCGGCCAAGCGGCUCCAACCUCUCCACGACGGCCCCGCCGAAGAAGCGCCGGCCGCCAAGUGCCCUCGCCUCGCCGACUGCGGACCCCCGGAUUACCUGAGCGCUCCCGGCUCGCCUUGUUCACCCGCUUCUCCCGCCGGCGGGGGAGCGGCGGGUCCCAGCCUGAUCGCCUCUUACCUGCUGCUGCCGCUGGCCGAGCGGGAGCAGGUGUCGAGGGCGCUGAGCGUUAGCUCCGGCCGGGAGCUGCGCUGCAAGGUGUUCCCCCUCAAACACUACCAGGACAAGAUCCGGCCUUACAUUCAGCUGCCGUCGCACAGAAACAUCACUGGGGUGGUCGAAGUCAUCCUCGGGGACACCAAGGCCUAUGUGUUCUUUGAAAAGGACUUUGGGGACAUGCACUCCUACGUGAGGAGCUGCAAGAGGCUGAGGGAAGAGGAGGCUGCCCGGCUGUUCAAGCAGAUCGUCUCCGCUGUAGCUCACUGCCACCAGUCGGCCAUCGUACUUGGUGACCUCAAGCUCAGGAAAUUUGUCUUCUCUAAUGAAGAGAGGACUCAGCUGAGGCUGGAGAGCCUGGAAGACACACACAUCAUCAAAGGCGAAGACGAUGCGCUCUCAGACAAGCACGGCUGCCCGGCGUAUGUCAGCCCUGAGAUCCUAAACACGACGGGGACUUACUCCGGAAAAUCGGCCGACGUGUGGAGUUUGGGAGUGAUGCUCUAUACCCUGCUGGUGGGACGCUAUCCCUUCCAUGACUCGGACCCUAGCACUCUGUUUUCCAAAAUCCGACGUGGACAGUUCUGUAUUCCUGACCACGUCUCCCCCAAAGCCCGAUGCCUCAUCCGCAGCCUCCUGCGGCGGGAGCCCUCUGAAAGACUCACUGCUCCGGAGAUCUUGCUUCACCCUUGGUUUGAGGCGGUCUUGGAGCCUGGAUAUACAGACCAGGAGACGGGAACUUCGGAUCAAAUUGUUCCAGAAUACCACGGAGACAGUGAUGAUAUUAGUUCCUUCUUCUGCUAACCCUGAAAUCUCAAAAACCUCGGCGGUUCUCACCUCCAGCAUCUUCGUAGGGUUUCAUUUUCCACGUUUGCAAACUCAACAGCAUCUUAAAGUGCCAGUAUGGUCAGAAAAGUGACCUUGUUUAAAAUAAACGCCAACCCAUAGAUCUCCGCUCCCUGAGUGUACUCAGAGUUUCAUCCUCUUGCUCUGCUGGUAGGUCCGUCCCGCCGGCCCUGGAGGACCCGUGCAGCUUUGCGAGAGCUGCCUGGCUUUUCUCCUGCCUCCUGCGUCCUCCACCGGUGUAACUGGCCGCAUCUUGGCUGCAGAGUCUUAUGGUUGGCGAGGUGCGAGGCAGAAGGGCAGCCCCGGCUGCUUUCCCGCGGUGGCUACGGGGGUGUGGAGCCCUGGCCGCGAUGCGUAGGG